Molecule: messenger RNA, 1524 nt
Organism: Apaloderma vittatum (bar-tailed trogon)
Lineage: Eukaryota; Metazoa; Chordata; Aves; Trogoniformes; Trogonidae
Product: cytochrome P450 3A21-like
Biological process (GO): oxidative demethylation; steroid metabolic process
Molecular function (GO): heme binding; iron ion binding; testosterone 6-beta-hydroxylase activity
Source: RefSeq, a predicted model, not a curated record
AUGAACUUCCUUCCUUCCUUCUCUAUGGAGACCUGGGCCCUUGUGCUUUGUUUCAUAGCCCUCGUCAUAGUAUACGGGGUCUGGCCAUUUGGUUUGUUCAAGAAGUUGGGUAUUCCCGGGCCAAGACCUCUGCCUUUCUUUGGAACAUGCCUGGAAUAUCGCAAAGGUUUCUUGGAUUUUGACAAGGAAUGUUUCCAGAAAUAUGGGAAAGUCUGGGGGAUUUACGAUGGCAGGCAACCUGUGCUGGCUGUCACAGACCCCCAAAUCAUUAAAUCUGUGCUGGUUAAAGAGUGUUACUCCAUCUUUACCAACCGGAGGCGCACUGAACUAGCAGGGGUGCUGAACAGCGCUGUCUCAUUAGCUGAAGAUGAACAGUGGAAAAGGAUUCGUACAGUGCUCUCUCCAACCUUCACCAGUGGGAAACUAAAGGAGAUGUUCCCUAUAAUGAAGCACUAUGGGGAAGUUUUGGUGAAAAACGUUCAAAAGCAAGUGGAAAAGGAUGACGCUAUACCUGUAAAGGACAUCUUUGGAAGCUACAGCAUGGAUGUUGUCACCAGUACUUCGUUUGGUGUGAACAUCGACUCCAUGAACAACCCCAAAGACCCCUUUGUCAGAGAGAUGCAGAAGCUGGUCAAGUUUGACUUUGCUGACCCACUCUUCAUCCUAUCAUUCGUAUUUCCAUUCCUUAAUCCUCUUUUGGCCAAGAUGAAUGUAAGCUUCUUCCCCAGUUCUGCUGUAGAUUUCUUCAUGAGGUCCAUCUCCAAAAUUAAGGAAGACCGUGAAAAGGACGCUCACAAGGGCAGAGUGGAUUUUCUACAGCUGAUGAUUGAAUCCCAGAACUCAAACAGUCAUGGGAGCAACGGAGCAAAUCACUCAUACAAAGCCCUGACUGACGAAGAGAUUCUGUCGCAAGCAUUCAUCUUUAUAUUUGCCGGGUAUGAACCCACCAGCAGCACAUUGUGUUACCUGGCGUACGAACUGGCCACGCAUCCUGACGUGCAGCAAAAACUGCUGCAGGAAAUCGACACAGUUUUACCCAACAAGGCUCCUCUCACGUAUGAAGCAUUAAUGCAAUUGGAAUAUCUUGACAUGACACUGAAUGAAACCCUUCGGUUUUUUCCUUUGGGACGGCUUGAGAGAACCUGCAAGAAAGAUGUAGAAAUAAAUGGAGUGACCAUUCCCAAAGGAGUUAUUGUUAUAAUCCCACCCGAUAUCCUGCACCACAACCCUGAGUACUGGCCAAAUCCAGAAGAAUUCAGACCAGAAAGGUUCAGUAAGGAAAACAAAGAGACCAUAGACCCAUACACGUACCUGCCCUUCGGAGCUGGCCCCAGGAACUGCAUUGGGAUGCGGUUCGCUCUCCUGAGUCUGAAAGUUGCCAUGGCCAUCCUAUUGCAACAUUUCACCUUCCAGACCUGCAAAGAAACUCAGAUCCCUCUCAAGAUGAGUUCCAAGGGAUUCUUAAAACCAGAGAAACCGAUUAUUCUGAAGUUUGUCCCCCGGACCAAAACCAUAGCGGCAUAA